Messenger RNA from Anopheles arabiensis, 1994 nucleotides. RefSeq names its product lipid storage droplets surface-binding protein 1 (gene Lsd-1). Lineage: Eukaryota; Metazoa; Arthropoda; Insecta; Diptera; Culicidae. The transcript is spliced from 7 exons. Gene Ontology annotation, cellular component: lipid droplet; cytosol. Bases 261 to 1733 code for a protein of 490 amino acids. The record is from RefSeq and is a predicted model, not a curated record. Gene Ontology annotation, biological process: positive regulation of triglyceride storage; lipid storage.
CCGCACUACGAUCGCCGGAUGAUCACCGGCGGGCAACGUUUUCCGACCGUCAGUCGUUACCGGGCGUUUGUGGUCGACGGUUGCACACACUAGCUGGAGACGGUUCCGUUUCGUAAUUGGCUUUCUGUCCGCCUGCAGGCACACACGAUCACCCGGUGUCCCUCUCGGCGGGGAUACAACAAUUGGAUAAAGUGCGUAGGGAAAAGCAUCCGUGCCAGUGUCAGAAGCAGCUGUCAAAGAUCGAGCCUCCGACUGGAACGAUGGUGCACCGGCAGCUAAAGCGGCAGCACUCGGGCCUGCCGCAGAUGGAGUCGCUGUCGCGCUUCAGCAGCAUCCCGGUGGUGGAAACCGGCAUCAAAACGGCCGGCAGUGUGUACGAGCGGGUGAAAACAAGCAACGGCCUGCUGACGUGGGGCUUCGAGACGGCCGAAUCGCUCACGUACGCACUGAUCGACUCGCUGCGCCCGGCCACCAAGAUGAUCCAGGGGCCGCUGCACCAGCUGGACAGCAUCAUGUGCAAAAGUCUCGAUCUGGUCGAGCAGAAGGUACCCUCGAUGUAUCUUCCGCCCGAGAUGGUACGGUUUAUGAUGUUUUGGAACACGAAGGAAUACAUGUCCGACCAUUUGAUGAAGCCGGUUCUGUCGCGGGCCAAUUCGAUGAAAAAUUUGGGCCACGCCGUGCUGGAAUCGCGCGUCUCCAACUAUGCCGCUGGCCGGAUCGACGGGGCACUCGUUGUUUGUGACAAAUACGUUGAGCGGUAUCUUCCGACGGAGCCGCAGGAUCAGCCAGACUAUUAUCAGCCGGUAUCGCUGAGGCGGGCACGUUCCUGGCAGCAGCGCGGCUAUCAUGCGAUUCCAUUGACCUGCAUGAUCCCAAGCGAACGGAUGAUAGGACUGCACGCCACCAGCCAUUGCAUGCUGAUUGUGUGCCCAAGCAUGCAUGAUCGGAUGGGCCCUGGCCAACAGUACCCUGUGCGUAUUGCGUGCGGCGCAGCUCCACCGGCAGACGACUCGAACGAGAUGCACGUCGUGAAAACGUUCCACCGUGGCCAGCAGCUGUCCCGCAAGCUGAAGCGCCGGCUCACCUUCCGCACCCGCCAGGAGCUGAGCGCGCUGAAGAAGCAAAGUACCGAGGCGGUCCACGUGGUGGCGUACGCGGCCGAACUGAUCGCGACAAACCCACGGGAGGCGUUGCAGAAAGCCGUCGAGCUGUGGCGCUACCUCAGCAAGGAUGAGCCCGAAAACCAGGCCCGGCCCCGCACGCUCGAGCAGGUGGCCGUACUGUUGACGCGCGAGUCCGCCCGCAAGAUGGUGCACCUGAUCAACUUUGUCACCGGUGCGGUCACGCGCGUCCCGAAAGCCGUCCGCGCCCAGACGCGCGAGCUGGUGCAUCACUUCCUGUUCGCAACCGAGCGGCUGAUGAAGACAGUCCAUCUGGAGAAGGCAAAGGCGGCGACACUGUCCGAGGCUAGUGGGCUCGUGCACCGCAUUCAGCACACCUACGACGAUCUGCAGAACCAAACCAACCUGGCACUGCAUGGUCAGUUGUCGCUGGCCAACAUUGAUCGGCACGAUUUUAUCCAUUGGCUUUUGUUGAAAGUGGAACGCUUGGCAGUCUUUCUUUCCGGGCGCUUGGAGGCGGAAAAGAUCACCACCAGUGGAAACCCUCGCCGACGCAUACAGCCCCGAACGAACAGCAAUCCGAUGAAUUCGAACAUUAACGGCGUGUACUAAUUUAUGUGUGUGUAUGUGUGAGUGUGUAUUUGUGUAUGUGUAUAUUUGUCUAUGUGGCAACAUAAGUCUGACAAGACUGUGUACUACCAAAACAAUCCCCCUUUCUCUUGUGUACCUCGAUCCAAAUGGGAAAGUCAGGGUUGCUCUUUUUCCAAUUAGAUUCUAAGUGGAUCGUUAAUAUGUAAUAAUCGUUGUUGUUAUAAAAAAAAGAAUAAAUACAAAGCAUGAAAGUUUCAAUCUACAAAACACAAAUGAAAAAAA